AAUUUGAAUUUCAAUUUCAAUCUAAAGAAAGAAGGAAGCAGUACUUGCCAUGGGAAUUCUUGAAAGGUUUUGGCUGGUCAUCCUUAUUGCAGCACCGUUAGCAGCAAUUGUAGCACAACCAGCUCCUAUUGCAAAACAUGGUUGUCCAGAUAGGUGUGGUAAUGUAAGUAUCCCAUAUCCAUUCGGUACAAGAGAAGGAUGUUACUACAAUGAAGAUUUUCUCAUAAGCUGCAAUGACACUUUUAGUCCCCCAUUAGCAUUUUUAUAUAAUAGUACUAUCAAUGUCAUCAACAUAACUCUUGAAGCGAAGGUGCAUAUAAUGAAAUUUAUAGCCCACGAUUGCUAUGAUAAGUUCGGUAAUCCAAUUAACGUCAGCGGUCGCAAUAGCUAUACCCAGCUCCAAUUGAAGUUUAACAGUAUUUAUACCAUCUCUUACACUGAAAAUCAGUUUGUCGCCGUUGGCUGUGAUACGAUGGCAGAUGUAACAGGUGUCGUCCAAGGGAAUGAAAGCUACACUGCAGGUUGCAAAACCAAAUGUGACAGCAUUAAUUAUGUAACCAAUGACACAUGUUCUGGUAUUGGCUGUUGCCAGAUAUCCAUUGCCAAAGGAAUGAGCUACAUCAAUAUAACAGUGAGGAGCUACGAAAGUCAUAAAAAAGUUUGGACAUUCAACCCUUGCAGCUAUGGCUUCGUCGUGGAUCAAAGUCAGUUCGACUUUUCUCCAAAAUUGCUUCGCGAAUUGAAAAAUGUUAGUAAACUCCCUAUGGUGCUUGAUUGGUCAAUUCGGGACGUCAAGGAUACAUGUGGUAAAACUGGAAAAGCAAAAGCAUGCCAAGGAAAUAGCUCUUGCUUUCCUGUUGAUAAUGGAUAUCGAUGCAAGUGCUCAAAAGGUUUUGAAGGAAAUCCAUACCUACCUAGUGGUUGCCAAGACAUAGAUGAGUGUUCACCCCCUAAUCGCAAUCCUUGUAAAGGAGGGAUUGGAGGCCUUGCGUUAUUCGUAGUAGUUGGCACUUGGCUGUUCUGGGGAUAUAAUAAAUGGAAGCUCAUCAAACUCAAACAGAAGUUCUUCAUGCAAAAUGGAGGUUUGAUGUUGCAACAACAACUAUCCAACCAUGAAGGAUCUGCAGAAACAGUUAAAAUUUUUACAGCUGAAGAACUCGAGAAAGCCACAAACAACUUUGAUGAUAGCGGAAUUAUAGGUCAAGGAGGUUAUGGGACAGUGUACAAAGGAACUCUUAGAGAUGGGAGAAUUGUUGCAAUCAAGAAGUCCCGUGUUAUUGAUCCAAGUCAAAAUGAGCAAUUCAUAAAUGAAGUGGUUGUUCUUUCACAAAUCAACCACAGAAAUGUGGUGAAGCUGUUAGGUUGUUGCUUAGAGACAGAAGUUCCAUUGCUAGUUUAUGAAUUCAUUAGCAAUGGCACUCUUCACCAUCACAUCCACAAUAAAAGUAAGGCUUCAUCAUUGACUUGGGAAAUCCGCUUAAGGAUAGCAACAGAGACUGCGGGAGUGCUAUCAUAUUUGCACUCUGCAGCCUCUACUCCCAUCAUUCAUAGAGAUAUAAAGUCUACAAACAUACUCUUAGAUGAUAGCUACACAGCAAAAGUAUCCGAUUUUGGUAUUUCAAGGUUGGUUCCACGAGACCAAGCUGGAAUAUCUACAGUUGUUCAAGGAACUAUUGGAUACUUGGACCCUGAAUACUUGCGUUCAAGCCAAUUAACAGACAAAAGUGAUGUUUAUAGCUUUGGAGUUGUCCUUCUUGAGCUUUUGACUGGAGAAAAGGUAUUUUCCUUUGACAGGACAGAAGAAGAGAGAAAUCUUUCCAUGUAUUUUCUUUCUGCAAUGAAAGACAAUUGCUUGGGAAAAAUUCUUGAUGGUUGUAUAGUGAAUGAAGCAAACAUUGAGCAACUUAAUGAGGUAGCUAACCUGGCAAGGAGAUGCUUGAGUGUAAAAGGGGAGGAAAGGCCUACAAUGAAGGACGUGGCUAUGGAAUUAGAGGGACUGAGAAGGAUGACAAAGCAUCCAUUGGCUAACGAUGCAUGGGAUGCAAAAGAGGUAGACUACUCGCUUGGUGAAACAUCUGAUAAAUCUGGUCAUGACUUUGAUGUUAGUGGUAGCAUGAAUGUCAUCUCCAAUACCUUUCCAGAUCAAGUAGGAUUUGCAGUUCACAGUGGGAGAUAACCAAAAGUUUCUUGGUGACUGGUUGAUGCCCAUCUAUUUUACUGCCUCAUAAAAUCCAAAAAAAAAAAAAAAAAAAAAAAGGGGGAAUGGAAGAGACCACAUCUUGCAGAUAGGAUUCUCUUCCUAAUUUUCAAUAUAUUGUCCUCGGUAUGUACCGUGUGAUAAAAGAGUGAAUUUUACUUAGAUCCUUAAUUGCUAAUAUUUUAAUUAUGUUAAUUGUAUUGGAGCCAUGUAAUGUAAUUUGUCUUUUUCUAUUUCAGUAGAUAGUGGCCAGAACCACAAGUUUAUACAAUAUAAGAAGCAAGUUCCAUAUAUCAGUAAAUGAUAUCAAAUGAA
Rubroshorea leprosula is the source of this 2512-nucleotide messenger RNA. Lineage: Eukaryota; Viridiplantae; Streptophyta; Magnoliopsida; Malvales; Dipterocarpaceae. The record is from the annotation of a GenBank genome assembly.